AUGGAUCUCAAUAGGCAUGCGACCCCAGGGGUACCACAGUAUCCUCUACAGAAUGUUCCCGUUCCAUACCGGUACCAACUUCAUCCUCAGCCAGCGUCUCAGAGUAAACGAAGUAUACAUUAUCCCCUUCAACAGCUUGACGACGAUUCUGACAGCGACGGUCAGUAUCACAAAAAGUUAAAGCCAAAUCAGCAGGCUGUUUCCAGUCCCAACUUGAUCGAGGAUCAAGAUGGGCCGUUACCAAUAUCGCCGAUUGCUUCCCCAUGUCACACACCUGAAGUGGAGGAACCAAGUAUUGACGAAGUCAUAGGGACUACAGUAGCUAGACUCAGCAGUACGACAUCUCAUCCAAAUGCUUUAACAAGUCUUAUAUUUGGGCUUGUUUCCAACAUGGAUAGAACUCAGCUUUCAGAUUUGGUCAGUAUAAUAACCGAUAACUUGAAACGAGAUUUGUUCCAAUCACUACCUAAUGAAAUCACUGUGAAGAUCCUAUUAAAUUUAUCUUCGGAAGACAUCUUCGCAUGUUUGUUGGUUAACAGAAAUUGGAAUAGGUUAAUCGAGGAGGCGCCUGUUGUUUGGAAAUGGCUAAUGCUUAACGAAGGUUUUGUCACCGAAGAUCAGUUCCCGUCGUACUGUAACAGUUUGCCCAGUAAAUAUAAGCAUUUGAUCAACCCUGACGACAGAUUUAGAUUAGAUUUCCUGGAGAACAACUGGUGUCUCCAGAACUGGUACGAUCCAAACUAUAAACCAGGGAGGACUUGUCUUGAUGGUCAUAGUACCAAUGUUGUAACAUGUCUACAAUUUGAAAACAAUUAUAUUAUUACCGGAGCAGACGAUAAGAAGAUCAACGUGUAUGACGCUGAGAAUGAUCUGUUCCUAUUAGAAUUAAACGGACAUGAGGGCGGUGUGUGGGCACUGAAAUUUGUGGACGGUAAGAUUUUAGUUAGUGGUUCCACAGAUAGAAGUGUGAGAAUCUGGAACAUCGAAACUGGUAAAUGUACCCAUGUUUUCAAAGGACACACAUCGACGGUUAGAUGUUUAGAAGUGGUUGAAUAUGGUGACAGCAAAUACAUUGUAACGGGGUCUAGAGACAAUACCUUGCAUGUGUGGAAACUUCCCCCCAUGAAAGAGCUAGACAAGGGAUCGCAGGAACCUAUUUUCUACAGGACACCAGAGGAAAACCCAUAUUUUGUUGGGGUAUUAAGAGGCCACAUGUCUUCGGUAAGGACAGUGUCUGGUCAUGGUAGAAUUGUCAUAAGUGGUUCAUAUGACCACAAUUUGAUGGUAUGGGAUAUCAUUAGUAUGAAAUUACUAUAUAUUCUAACCGGUCACACCGACCGUGUGUACUCGACCAUUUAUGACUACAAGAGGAACAGGUGCAUAUCAGCAAGUAUGGAUACCACAGUGAUGAUCUGGGAUCUCGAAAACAUUGAAAAUAAUGGGACAACUACUACAAUCAAUGACGGUGCAUCGAUCAAAGUGGUUGGAAGCAUGAAAUGCCUUUAUGGACAUACAGCUUUAGUUGGUCUACUUUGCCUAUCCAAUAAAUUUUUGGUUAGCGCUGCUGCAGACGGUUCGAUACGCGGCUGGGAUCCAAAUGAUUAUUCAAGAAAGUUUUCGUUCCAUCAUACAAACCUGGCUGCUAUCACUUCAUUCUCCAUGAACGAUAACAUUUUGGUUAGUGGAUCGGAACGACAAUUCAAUGUAUAUAAUUUAAGGACCGGUAAGCUGAUACACAGGAAGCUACUCACAGAUUCGGAACAAGUGUGGGGUAUCAAAUUAAAUAACAGAAAAUUAGUCGCUGCGAUCGAGUCAGUGGGACACAGUUACGUAGAAAUCUUGGAUUUUGCUGCUCGGAAUGGUGACAAGACUAUCAGAACCCGGACUAGAACAAGAGUCGACCAUCAAAUAUAUCGAACGUCACUUUGGUCUUCCACUCUUUAA
Kluyveromyces lactis is the source of this 1944-nucleotide messenger RNA. RefSeq names its product SCF ubiquitin ligase complex subunit CDC4 (gene CDC4). The record is from RefSeq and is a predicted model, not a curated record. Gene Ontology annotation, biological process: ubiquitin recycling; proteasome-mediated ubiquitin-dependent protein catabolic process. The coding region runs from base 1 to 1944 and encodes 647 amino acids. The transcript has a single exon. Gene Ontology annotation, molecular function: ubiquitin binding. NCBI's taxonomy places the organism in Eukaryota, Fungi, Ascomycota, Saccharomycetes, Saccharomycetales, Saccharomycetaceae. Gene Ontology annotation, cellular component: nucleus; cytoplasm.